AUGCAGAACAUUCAACUUCUGGGAACUCUCCUCAUGUCAGUGGGGCAACAAUACGGGGUCAUUCUGGAGUCCAUUGACAAAGAGGCCGAGGUAUCAAAGGAGAAAAAUGAACUGAAACGUCUCCAGUUCAGCGAAGUCGGUGUUGGGUAUUCUACAGAGGCUACAAGUUACAACCUAGAAUUGAGACCUGCGGAAUGGGCGGAUCUGGCUACAAAGGCAGUCAAGGCUGAGGUUUACGGAAACGGGAGAGAAGAAGAGUGUUUAUGGGGUGUCUUGAACUAUCUCGAAAAGCGGCAGGCUCAUUGGCAUGCUGUGCCGCAACAUCAAGAUUGCCCCCAUCAAACCCACCAGGCGGAAGAGGAGCCAUUUUGCAUAAAGAUACUUCACAAGGCGAAAGAGUCAAUAGAGACUCUCAAGUGGAAGUGUCGUGAACUCUAUGGUCCGGAUAAGCCUGAUGUUGGUCCAAUUUCCCUUCUCUGA
Molecule: messenger RNA, 480 nt
Organism: Fusarium subglutinans
Lineage: Eukaryota; Fungi; Ascomycota; Sordariomycetes; Hypocreales; Nectriaceae
Exons: 1
Coding region: 1-480 (159 amino acids)
Source: RefSeq, a predicted model, not a curated record